Ambispora leptoticha is the source of this 320-nucleotide messenger RNA. Lineage: Eukaryota; Fungi; Glomeromycota; Glomeromycetes; Archaeosporales; Ambisporaceae. The record is from the annotation of a GenBank genome assembly.
AGAGAAAUAGACUUCGAGCAAGAUUAGAGGAUACAGAAGAGGAGCUUUAUCAAGAAAGAGAAAGAAGAGUUUAUGCUGAGGGUAGAAGAAGGGAAGAGUUGGAAGAGGCAGCAGAAGAUAUGUUUGUUGAUGCAGAGAAAGGUUCAAAUAGUACAGAUUUAGAAAGACAAGUAGGAGAUUUAGAAGAGGAAGUAGAGGCUGCUACAUUUUGUAUUGGAGCAGUUCGGGUAAAGAACUGGAAAAGAAACAUUCAAUAUACAAAUUUGGUAGCAGAACAAAGUGUUCUAAGGGCUGAAAUAGAGAACUUGCAGAAUUUAAUU